This is a messenger RNA of Tripterygium wilfordii, 598 nucleotides long. RefSeq names its product copper transporter 1-like. Gene Ontology annotation, molecular function: copper ion transmembrane transporter activity. Gene Ontology annotation, cellular component: plasma membrane. The record is from RefSeq and is a predicted model, not a curated record. Lineage: Eukaryota; Viridiplantae; Streptophyta; Magnoliopsida; Celastrales; Celastraceae. The coding region runs from base 30 to 470 and encodes 146 amino acids. Gene Ontology annotation, biological process: copper ion transmembrane transport; intracellular copper ion homeostasis. The transcript has a single exon.
AGAGAGAAACUAUAGAGAGAGAGAAAGUCAUGGAUGGAAUGCAUGAUCAUGGUAUGGGUGAUAUGGGUAUGGGUAUGGGUAUGGACGACAUGACGCACAUGACCUUCUUUUGGGGGAAGAAUGCAGAGGUACUGUUCAAAGGAUGGCCUGGACACAGUUCUGGCAUGUACGCACUGUCCUUGAUAGUGGUCUUUGUUUUGGCUAUUAUUGUUGAGUGGCUCUCUCACUGUCAGUUAAUCAAGGCCGAUACGAACCAUGUCUCUGCCGGGUUGCUUAAGACCGUGAUGCAUGCUUUGAGGGUUGGUGUUUCUCUGGUGUUGAUGUUGGCGGUCAUGUCUUUCAACGUUGGUGUGUUCUUAGCCGCCCUGGUCGGUCAUACUGUGGGGUUCUUGCUCUUUGGGAGUGGGAUUUUCAAGAAAUCAGACACUAUUCCUCAUAAAGUUUCUGAUCUUCCUCCAAUGAGUUGUUGAUUGAUGAAUAAUUCAUCUCUGUUUCCAGGAAUUAGUCAACUUUUCAUAUUUUAUACAUCCUUAAUCAGUUAUGUUUUUGGGUGGUAACUAUGAUGUUCGUUUCGUAAAAAUAGACAGUUUUGUGGUAA